This is a messenger RNA of Anopheles bellator, 1716 nucleotides long. RefSeq names its product sodium channel protein Nach-like. The record is from RefSeq and is a predicted model, not a curated record. Gene Ontology annotation, biological process: sodium ion transmembrane transport. Gene Ontology annotation, molecular function: ligand-gated sodium channel activity. The transcript has 5 exons. Bases 1 to 1716 code for a protein of 571 amino acids. Lineage: Eukaryota; Metazoa; Arthropoda; Insecta; Diptera; Culicidae. Gene Ontology annotation, cellular component: membrane.
AUGGGGGUCUGCAAGCGAGUUCUCGAAAGCCUUAGGGUCGCUCUCUUGGCAAUCGUGCGCACGUUCUGGAUCUUCUGUGAAAGCUCAUCCCUCCACGGACUGCGCUACAUUGCAGGUUCAGGUCGGGAAGGCUUCCUUCUACGGUUCGUUUGGAGCGUGUUUUCCCUAGUCGGACUAGGUUUCACAGUAACCCUAGGAUACUCAGCCUGGGAGCAGUUCCGCACUAACCCCACACUAACCACCAUCGAGACGACCACGUUUCCCGUUUCUAUGAUCCCAUUUCCUUCCGUUACGCUGUGCAACAUCAACAAAAUACACUCUGCCAAAGCGAAAGAACUCAGCCAGCAGCUAAUCGAUCUAGGGAUGAGUGAAAACGAUACCGUAGAUCUGCUGGGCGCCCUGCCACGUUUGCACGACUAUCGUCCGGUCAGCGAUCGGGUGCUGGAGUUGGAACAGUUCCUUCUGUCCAAGGGGUACGACGCAGAGCGGCUCGCGUUCGAGGUGGCCCCGCCCUGCGAAACGAUGAUGGUGGACUGCUUCUGGCUAAUGCAACCGGUGCCCUGUGCGAAGGUGUUCCGAAGGACGAAAAUAUUCGCUGGCUACUGUUGCUCGUACAACGCGGACCAGUUUCUGGAGCCCAUCAAUACGCGAGCAGGCGAUCGCGAUUCCUCGGAAAGCUUGUAUGUGACCGGGAUCGGCAAGGGCGAAGGACUUUCCGUGCUUGUCGACAUCGGGGAAAGCUAUUACACCGGCCCGCAUCGCUUCACGCACGGGGUUAAGGUGUUUGUGCACCAGUCUUUCGAUAUACCGGACGCCUCGGACUACACGGCAAUCGUGCAGCGUGGCGUGGAAACGGAUGUGUCCGUGUUGCCCGUGAUAAUCUCCGCGAGUCCGGCAAUGCGUGCGAUGCCCGUCGAACGGCGAGGAUGCGCGUUUGAUGGGGAAAAAACUAUUACCACGGCCCUGCGCUACACCCAUAGUAAUUGCAUGAACGAAUGCGAACAGCGCCAUUGGCAGCGGGUUUGCCAGUGCGUUCCGUUGUUCAAGCAGAUCGUGGAGUUGCAAGUUUUACGUGUCCCCGUUUGUGGCUUCCGUGAUCUACCGUGCCUGUUGCAGGAGAAAGAACACACCUUAUUUACAUCGGAGUCGGAAAAUGUUACCACCCCGUCGCUGUCGGUAUGGAAGAACGUCAAGUGCCACUGCUUUCCCAGCUGCACCAUUGAGAAAAACGAAGUGCUGUCCAUAUCCAACUCUAUUGCCUACACCGAAGGCGAUAUGUUUGCGCCAGGGAUCAACUUUUCCGCCUACGGCCUAUUACACGUACAUUUUCGAUCCACGAACUGUCUUAAGUAUCGGCGGGAGCCGUUCCUGACUUGGCAAUCGUUGGUGGCUACUUUCGGAGGCAUCUUUGGACUUUGCAUGGGAGGAUCCAUUCUGAGCGUGCUGGAAAUGUUGUACCACUGUGGCAUCACACCGUUUGUCGUGUACGGCGGUUUAAGGAGAAGAUUGACUAACAAGGCAGCCCCGCAGGCCGUUGUUCACAUCUCCUAUCUGGAUUUCCCUGGCCGUGUACCGAUCGGUUACUUUCGACGCAACGAGGUGAUGGCUAGGGAGCUGCAAAAUGCCCGCCCUGGCUGGUGGCUGGCGAAAGAUCUGCAUACCGUUAGCAAGCAGUGGCCCAAACGCUACACCGAUGAGUUUAACCUAAUGGCCUAA